Molecule: messenger RNA, 2175 nt
Organism: Aphanomyces astaci
Lineage: Eukaryota; Oomycota; Saprolegniomycetes; Saprolegniales; Verrucalvaceae
Exons: 13
Coding region: 19-2151 (710 amino acids)
Biological process (GO): ubiquitin-dependent protein catabolic process
Cellular component (GO): anaphase-promoting complex
Molecular function (GO): ubiquitin protein ligase binding
Source: RefSeq, a predicted model, not a curated record
CACAAUUCAAACACUGGCAUGUCGGCGCCAGCGCGGCCUGGAGGCAACGAGCAAGUGCCGUUCUUGCAAGAAGAUUUCCACGCGUUCCCCUUCCAAAGCCAGCGCAUGCUCGUUGAGCUCCAGACAAAUACGUUCCGAGACACGUCCGCGGUCGAAUUCUGGGCGAAACUAUCCCAUGACGCAACCGAGAAUGCAACGCACUUGCCGCACGCAUUGGCGUACGCCGUGGAAACCAUUCGGCAAUUGGAGGAGAUCACACAGUGUGUUCCAAGGAUUCAACAGCAUCCUCCUUCUCGCUCCCUUUUGUCACUGCUCAAGGCUCAUUUCAGGGCCAUUCUCUUCCACGACGCUCGGCAAACGCAGGUGUUUUGCGACGCGCUGGAAGCUCUAUGUACAUCCAUCUUCGUCGAGUGUACCACCACGGAUCCCGACGCAGCGACCGCAAAACAAGAAGCCGCGGUCACGUUGCGGCGCCACUUGCACUAUUUAGAAUGGAUGCACAUUGCGAAACCGUGCAUCCUGGCUGUGUUUCUGCGACAAAUUGACCACCGCGUCGCCACGGUAUGCCGAGCCAACUUUGUCGAUUCCUUCUUCGACGACAUUGAAGCAUGGGUCGAUUCGACUUUGCUCCAAGAUGCACACACCAUGUUCGCCACGAACUUGCAUGGACACGACUCGAGCCAACACAACGUCGAGUACGUCAUCACGUUGAAACAGCACGCGGUUCGGGCAUUUGGAACGCUCCGCGGCCGCGAGUUGUUUGACAUUGUGCGCGACUUUCCAGACAGUCUACCUGCGAUCCAAGAUCUAACAAAGUGUUUACAAGUGACCCACCAACAGGCCGAGAUCGUGUCGACGUUUCAACGAGCCAUUCAAAGCCGAGUGCUGCAGCCAGGUGCGAGUACCACGAGCAUCCUCGGCGUGUACACGCGUACGAUCAAGACAUUUCGGCACUUGGAUCCUCGAGGUGUGCUCGUGCAGAGCAUCCGCGACCUGUUUAGCCACUACCUGCGUAAGCGAAAAGACACGAUUCGGUGCAUCGUUACGAGCUUGACCGACCAAGAAAGCGGUGAAUUGUACGAAGAGUUGUCCCGCGACCGGCGCGUAGAGCCAGUGAUCGACAGCGAUGACGACGACGACGAGAUCGAAGCGACGGACGAGUGGCAGCCCCAGCCGUUGGACGUCGCGCCCACAGGACGCCACGUGGACGACCUCUUGAGCAGUUUGGUGGGUAUCUACGGGAACCCGAGUGCGUUUGUGAACGAGUAUCGCAUGAUGCUGGCCGAGCGGUUGCUUAUGUCCACUGACUUUAACACGGACCGAGAUGUGCAUACACUGGAGUUGCUCAAGCUUCGAUUUGGCGACGUGCGGCUGCAACCGUGCGAUAUUAUGCUCAAAGACAUGGAAGAAAGCAAACGAGUUCACGCUAACUUGGGCUUGGCCGUCGAUGCCACGGUCGUGUCCGAGCAUUUUUGGCCGCCGUUUCAGGGUGACGAGUUUACGCUGCACCCUCGGCUCGAAGCUAUGGUGCAGACGUACAAAGACGCGUAUGCGGUACUGAAAAAUCCGCGGCAAUUGGACUGGGUGUCGUACUUGGGGGUGGUCGAGCUGGAAAUCAUCGACUUGAACGGGCACACCAUUGAGUUUACCGUGUCUCCGAUGCAAGCCACGGUGCUGUCGUACUUUGAAGAUCAAGACUCGUGGUUCGUGGCUGCUCUGGCCAAAGCCAUGGAUGUGGAGGUGGAGGUAGUGACCAAGCAGAGCCAGUUCUGGUGCCACCAAGGCGUGCUGCGGUAUACACAGAAUGACCACGACCAGCUCGUCCUCAACACAGCAUACACUCGACCGGCGUUGACGGCCGACAAAGAUUCGUCAAAUGAGCACUUGCUCGAAGCAACGUCGGUGUCGUCGAAACGGCAAGCAGAGGCUGAAAUCAAGACGUUGGAAUUGUACAUCAAGGGCAUGCUACGGCAAUUUGAAACGCUGUCGUCGCCACAGAUUGCCGCGAAAUUGGCGCUGAUUGCACGGAGCGAGCAGAUGCAUUCGGGCGUGAGUUCGAUGGCGAGUUUGACGCCAAUCUUGCGCAACUUGGUGGACCAACGAGUGCUCGAGUACAUUGGUGGCAUGUAUCAGCUGCACAAGAAUCAUUAAUAGUACAAUACACACACAUCCGUU